UCGCCCUCUCUUCCUUCUCUGUCUCUCUCUAAUUCUCAAUCAUCCUCAAUCAGUAGCGCCAUAGUUCGCCUCCGUAUCAAACGGUAGACUCGGCAUUGGUUUAGUUACUUUUAACAGGAUAAUGUCAAGAUGUGUCUUUGUCGCGUGACUGUGCGCGACGUCGCAGACGAUAUAAGAAGGAAAACAAUCUAUGGUAUGAGGUGGCAAACGAUUGAAGCGUAAGGAGAAGCGAUUAUGAAAUAGAAACGGAAUAUGAGGAAGCGGGAAACAGAUAUGUGAAGGAAACGCGAUGUAUGAAAAUAAGUGUAAACCGAUUAAAGUAUAAAAGAAUCGUGAUUUACCAGAAGCAGACAAUCGAAGAAAAAGAUCGAAAGAGCAAAAGAUGAAUAAAAGCGAAUGAUAUGAAGAAGACGAUCGAUUGCGAAACGAAUCGAAUGAUGUUCAAUUGACGAAGACUGUGCAGCGCUAGGAAUGGCCCCUUUCAGUUCCGUCUUCCUGGGUAUCUGGGGAGUAUUUGUUGUCAUUUUGAUAAAAGAAUCGACACCCGUUAGUUGGGAAGAAUGGUGGACGUACGAUGGUAUUUCUGGUCCUGCCUUCUGGGGUCUUAUUAACCCAGAAUGGUGGCUCUGUAACAAAGGUCGAAGACAAUCACCGGUUAAUCUCGAGCCUACUCAACUGCUUUUCGACCCAAAUUUACAACCACUUCAUCUAGACAAGCACAGAAUCAACGGUGUAUUGGCAAAUACUGGCCAUAGCGUUGUGUUCGCCGUGGAGAAUGAUACUCGUCAUCCCGUCAACAUUUCCGGUGGUCCGCUCAGUUAUCGUUAUCAGUUUCACGAGAUUCAUCUGCACUUCGGCGCGGACGAUCGUAUCGGCAGCGAGCACACCGUCGACGGGCAUGCAUUCCCUGCCGAGCUCCAGAUAUUUGGCUUCAACUCGCAGCUGUACAACAACUUUUCGGAUGCCCUGCAUAGAGCGCAGGGGAUCGUGGCAGUAUCACUUCUUUUACAGGUGGGCGAUCUCUCAAAUCCAGAGCUGAGAACAUUCACGCAGCAGCUGGAUAAAAUCAAAUAUGGAGGGCAGGCCAUGGAAAUUAAACGUUUCGGGGUGCGCGAACUUCUGCCGGACACGAAGCACUACAUGACGUACGACGGCUCCACUACGAUGCCGGCGUGUCACGAGACCACCACAUGGAUCAUCCUCAACAAGCCUAUAUACAUUACCAAGCAGCAGCUACAUGCCCUGAGACAAUUGAUGCAAGGAGACGAAAAGCAACCAAAUGCGCCACUUGCGAAUAACUUUAGACCACCGCAACCUUUACAUCAUCGUCCUGUUCGGACUAACAUUGAUUUUAACGUUCAGGGUCCGAAAAAUUGUCCGACGAUGAACAGGGACAUAUAUUACAAAGCCAAUAGCUGGAAAUAAUACCUAGCACUACCAUGAGGUCGAUAUUCGCAGUAACUACGCUUUUUCCCGGAAUGAGCUGGAAUUUCGCUGUAAGAAAAAAUUGACAUAUCAAUUACAGGCGGGUGACGCCGGGUCACAAAAAAAAUUACGGCAAAUUAGAAUGCGCGAAGAAAACGACCGACGAUGCCCACGUUGAAAUCAAGAUUUAAAAAAAAAAUGCUUCGUUGUACUUAUUAGACGUGAAUUGCCAAGUAUGUUUCCAAUUAAACCAGAA
Pogonomyrmex barbatus (red harvester ant) is the source of this 1681-nucleotide messenger RNA. It is a transcript of the gene CARPB, whose product is annotated as Carbonic anhydrase-related protein B. Gene Ontology annotation, molecular function: zinc ion binding; carbonate dehydratase activity. The record is from RefSeq and is a predicted model, not a curated record. Gene Ontology annotation, biological process: one-carbon metabolic process. NCBI's taxonomy places the organism in Eukaryota, Metazoa, Arthropoda, Insecta, Hymenoptera, Formicidae.